Messenger RNA from Amorphotheca resinae ATCC 22711, 978 nucleotides. RefSeq lists its product as hypothetical. The transcript has 5 exons. Gene Ontology annotation, cellular component: cytoplasm. The record is from RefSeq and is a predicted model, not a curated record. Bases 1 to 978 code for a protein of 325 amino acids. Gene Ontology annotation, molecular function: phosphatase activity. NCBI's taxonomy places the organism in Eukaryota, Fungi, Ascomycota, Leotiomycetes, Helotiales, Amorphothecaceae.
AUGAUGGGGGAAGCAGAGACCCCCAAGUAUAUCAGAUAUAGUACGGUCACGGGCUUCUUCCAACAAGAUGACCCUGCUACAGAUGCAAGUACCUUUGACUACACAGCCACGAAUUUUGGCUUGAUCAACCGAGAAUAUAGUACAGAUGCAGAGUAUGAUCCGGAUCGUAAAAAGACUCAAUGGCAGCGAUUUGAGUUUCAAGUCUAUCGACUCAAUGAAGAGAGCGGACCUCAAGUCCAGUACAAAGUCCUCUAUAUGGGCCGGCACGGGGAAGGCUAUCACAAUGCCGCUGAGUCCUACUACGGCACUCCAGCAUGGGACUGCUACUGGUCCACAAAAGACGGCAACGAUACCGUGACCUGGGCCGACGCCCACCUCACACCGGCCGGCAUCUUGCAAGCCCUCAAAGCCAACACCUUCUGGGCCCAAAUGAUCAGCACCCAGAAGAUUCCCACGCCGGAAUCCUACUACGCCAGUCCUCUCACGCGCUGUCUCCAAACCGCUUUCCACACCUUCUCCAACCUCAGCCUGCCUGCUGACCGUCCCUUCAUCCCCCAGAUCAAAGAGCUCUUCCGAGAAGAGAUCGGAGUCCAUACCUGCGAUCGGCGAAGCAGCAAGUCUUACAUUCAACAGCAUUAUCCGACCUGCACUUUCGAGGACGGCUUUGCUGAGGAGGAUCCCUUGUGGACUCCUGAUGUGAGGGAGACGGCGGAUGCGCAAGAUGCUAGGACUAAGACUGUGCUUGAUGAUGUUUUUGGCAAUGAUACGAACACGUAUAUCAGUAUAAGCAGUCACUCGGGGGAGAUUGCGUCGAUCUUGAGAGUGAUUGGGCACAGAACUUUCAGUUUAGGUACCGGCCAGGUGAUUCCAGUUUUGGUGAGGGCAGAGACUGUUGAUGGGACGGCACCAUCAAGCUCAAUAGCGCCAUCUUCAACGGUGUCUACAUGUACAGCGCCUCCGGCAACAUCCACAUUAUGA